Molecule: messenger RNA, 1283 nt
Organism: Orussus abietinus
Lineage: Eukaryota; Metazoa; Arthropoda; Insecta; Hymenoptera; Orussidae
Product: prenylated Rab acceptor protein 1
Exons: 5
Coding region: 223-831 (202 amino acids)
Cellular component (GO): Golgi apparatus
Source: RefSeq, a predicted model, not a curated record
CCUAAUCGCGUCGCAUUAUCUGCGAACCUCUUCCGUUGUUCACGAAUGUCAGCCCUGUUGAUUUUACCACGCAUGCAUUUUCGGAACCUCUCUGCAGGUGCUGCGCGAAAGGAGAGUUACGGACGGUAGAUCAAAGAGUAUCAAAGAGUAUAGAUGUAGAUUGACAGCUGGUGUUGAGUAGAACUGGAAUCACUCUACCGAUUUUAAACCAAAGGAGAUAAUAUGGCUAAUAUAGACAUCAACGUUACGGGCGACAUGCAAGCUGCGCAUCUUAAACAAUCUACGAGCGGAUACGAAUUUCUACAGUUGCCGCAAUUACCACUGGGGCAAUUGGGUUAUCCUUUGGCACAGGAAUGGAUACAACAUAGAAGAGCAACGCUAAGGCCAUGGUCUUUAUUUUUGAAUACUAAUAAUAUUCGUCCACCACCGAGUCUGACAAGAUUAAGCAAACGUGUGAUGAGAAAUAUUGAAUAUUUUCAAAGCAACUACUUAGUGGUAUUCAUCGGGCUGGUUAUAUACUGCCUAAUUACAUCUCCACUUCUUUUACUAACUGUAGCAGCAUCUCUCGGAACUUGUUAUAAAGUGUCUCAGAGACAUGCAAAGCAAGAACUGAUGAUUCUGAAUCACAAGCUUACACUCGCACAAGUGUAUUCUUUAGUUGGUAUCUGUUCAUUGCCUUUAUUCUACUUAGUUGGAGCCGGAGCUGCUCUUUUUUGGGUUUUGGGGGUAUCUUGGUUUAUGGUAAUGUUGCACGCUGCUUUUUAUAACAUCGAUUCGGUACUGUGCCCUGGGGAAGAUGAAUUAAAUUCAUUGGUAUUACAAGAAGUAUGAAAAGCGUGUUUUGUAUUGACUUUAACAUCAAUACAUAUCGCUCGAGUUUAACCAAUUUGAUCAAUAGUACUGAUAAUUUAUUACGUUACAAAUUACUGCAAUAUUCUCUGAAUUGUUAAUUUUUUAAAUCGCAAAAAUUGUUUCAUAAAAUAUAUUAUUGUUCAUAAUGUAUGGAAUAUACUGCAACCGUUGUAAUAAUUUUUACGUAGGUAGGUCAUUUUUGUAAUAAAUCUUUAUAUAUUUCAACUUUUCUGGUACAAAAGCGCAAUUAGGUAGCUUGCAACAUAAUUAUAUCAUGACUUAAUAUUAAAAAAAAAAUAGCAUGAAAUUUAUCUAACUACAUUUAUUAGGCAAGUACAUUAAAUCAUACUGUAUAUAUUAUAGCAUUGCUGUUGUAAGAUCAGUUCUAUGUACAAUCUACUUCAUGUAUAUUAAAAUAUUUUGUAUUAUAA